Messenger RNA from Lachancea sp. 'fantastica', 783 nucleotides. Lineage: Eukaryota; Fungi; Ascomycota; Saccharomycetes; Saccharomycetales; Saccharomycetaceae. The record is from the annotation of a GenBank genome assembly.
AUGAGAUCAAUCGCUCGUCUUAUCGGUCGCAGGCUGUAUCAUCCAAACGCACUAGAACACCAGGCCAAAUAUGCGCUUUCGCCUCUAACUUACGGCUGUGAUUCUCUUCAGUAUAAAGUACUUAAUAACACAUUGAAUAAUCACGUGCCCACGCAUGGAUUUAACGAAAGGGCAAUAGUUGCGUCUCUCAACGAGCUAGAACUCGGUUCAUCGGUGUUGUCGGGGUUGGGAAGUGACAACUCGCCCUCUUUUUUCAACGUUUCACCCUCGGUACUCGAAUUGGUCAAAUUUCAUCUGGUCACCAAAAGAUACGCCAUCACCAAAGAGCUGGACUCCGAAUUAGCGACCGCAGAUGCCACCACAUAUAAUGCACCAGCACUAAAGACGCUAUUCCAACGCCGUUUGGAGCUCAAUAAGCCUGUUGCAGCCCAUCUGUCGCAGCUUUUAUCGAUCCUGUCGAUUCCCGGUGAGUUUCUCGUCCAAAGUGCUCUGCCUGAACUGCAUCGCCUUUCCGACGACAUGGUAUACUAUUCCAACGAAACCGACUCACCAGAUUUCGCAUGGUAUUCGAAACGAGUUGCCAUCUCAUGUGCGUUUGUGAGCUCAGAGCUUUUCAUGGCUCAGGAUAAGUCCCCGAAUUACGCUCAGACUUUUGAAUUUGCAGCCGAAAAGCUGGAUCGCGUGACCCGGCUGGGCCAGUACUACACCAAUACGGAAGAGUUUAUGUGGUACACGCUGCUGAUGAGCAUCAAUCUUGCGAAAUCUCAGCUCACGCGUUGCUAG